AUGUGUACAUUAGUUUCUGUAAAGUAUUUGCUGUAUACGUUCGUUCUAUUGUGUGUCAUAGUUAUAACUCCCAGUAUUAGAGGCGAAGGUUGCAACGAAUUCGUAUGUGGUUCAGUAGUCUCCAAGUGUCUCUUGACACAAAGUUGUCAAUGUAAACUUUCUGAUUGCUACUGUUGCAAGGAUUGUCUUAAUUGUUUGGGGGAAUUGUAUACAGAGUGCUGCAGCUGUUUGGAUAUGUGUCCAAAACACAAUGACACUUUAAGUGCCAUGGCGCCAAAAUCACAAAUUGGUGAUUUCGAGGGAGUACCAGAACUUUUCGAUACCCUUACGGCUGAAGAGGAUGAAGAUCAAUGGUCGACUAUACGCUUUCCCAUGCGCAAUACUUUACAGCGUCACUAUAAUAUGGCCACCGGAUCAUUUGGUUUUGGCGAUGACAUUGAUGAGGAUGCCUUUGCCCACAAACAACAAUUAACCGAUACUGUCAAUUGUACGGUCAUCUAUUUGAAUACUUGUACCACUGGCAAAAAGUGUUCACAGUAUUGUGAGAGCAUGGGUUCAAAUAGUUAUCGUUGGUUUCAUGAUGGCUGUUGUGAAUGUGUUGGUGCCAAUUGCUACAAUUAUGGCAUCAAUGAAAGUCGUUGCACUUCAUGUCCUGAUGAUGAUGAGGAGGAGGACGAUGAAGAUUUAAAUGGUGAGAACAUGGACGAUGAUGCUGAUUAUGGAGAGAAUGAGGAGGAUAUGUCUUGGGAUUAUGGCGAAGAUGAAAUGAAUUAUAAUUAA
Messenger RNA from Lucilia sericata (common green bottle fly), 780 nucleotides. RefSeq names its product protein twisted gastrulation. NCBI's taxonomy places the organism in Eukaryota, Metazoa, Arthropoda, Insecta, Diptera, Calliphoridae. The transcript has 2 exons. Gene Ontology annotation, biological process: regulation of BMP signaling pathway. Bases 1 to 780 code for a protein of 259 amino acids. The record is from RefSeq and is a predicted model, not a curated record.